AUGCCAGAAAAAUCCAAAUACAAAAUCGUGGUUUUGGGAGAUGUUGGAUGUGGAAAAAGUGCACUGGUGAAGAGAUUUGUGCGAAAUGAGAUUGUCCGAACAUAUGAUCCGACGAUUGAAGAUAAAUAUGUGAAAAAAAUGGAAUUUCGAGGAAAUUUGGUGGAAUUGGAGAUUGUUGACACUUCGGGAAAGGUAUGUAGAUUUAGGGGUUUUGGACUGGGGAAUUUGAAGAAAAAUGGGAAUUAUUGGAGAAUUUCGAGCUAA
Molecule: messenger RNA, 264 nt
Organism: Caenorhabditis angaria
Lineage: Eukaryota; Metazoa; Nematoda; Chromadorea; Rhabditida; Rhabditidae
Source: the annotation of a GenBank genome assembly